Messenger RNA from Varanus komodoensis (Komodo dragon), 4106 nucleotides. RefSeq names its product actin-associated protein FAM107A-like. The coding region runs from base 3359 to 3850 and encodes 163 amino acids. The transcript has 4 exons. Gene Ontology annotation, cellular component: stress fiber; synapse; neuron projection. Gene Ontology annotation, biological process: actin filament bundle assembly; actin filament polymerization; regulation of actin cytoskeleton organization. The record is from RefSeq and is a predicted model, not a curated record. NCBI's taxonomy places the organism in Eukaryota, Metazoa, Chordata, Lepidosauria, Squamata, Varanidae.
UUUGGGAUCUGUGUGUGGGGGAUGUAGUGUAAUGUUAUCUGCUUAGAAAAAAAAAAUCUGUUUCAAAGGCAUCCUCCAUGCAGAUUACCAAAUUUGUUCCACUUCUGCUUAUUAUAUGGAAGGUCUAUAUAAAAACACUAAACCUUAUGACCUCUGACUGUUGGAAAUGUUGUUCAACUCCUCUGUCAAGUCAGGCAUUUUCCAUGUAUUUUGAUAUACUUUAAUAAUGAGAGGGGAUAGAAACUGGGGGAGGGGGUUUAAUGAAAGCCACUGUGCUAGGAUAUAACCAGUCUUGUGAGGGUUUGGUACCACCUGCAGGCCAUCUUGGCAAUUUACAAGUAGUUUCCACAUUCAGCAAGGAGUGGAUUCUUGAAAUGUUCCAUAGUGCCAUGUGUUUCAAAGAUCUCCCAUCCCAUCCUCAAGAACACCUUUUUUGGUUACAAUUUCAUUUUCUUUGUGUAUACAACUAGUGUUAUGGCCCGCAAUUAAUUUCGAGGGAAGACUACUCAGGUGAAGUGGCAGCUCCCUGUCUUGCCUGAAGUUGACUGUUACUACAUCUUUUUGCUAAACCCCUCGGAGUACUACAAUUUUCUUCCCUUUGAGUUAACCAUUGGAAGGAAAGAGGGCAAUUGAUGGUCUUUAAGAGGACAAAUGUAAAUUGGGGAAGGGGGGCUCCAGUUGAUAGAUCUUUAGCAAAUAACUAGCAAAGCUCUUCAUAAUUACAUGCAUUCCAGCUUUUCUAAAGUGCUAUUUAUUUCCAGUUUAGAAGGAAAACUUGCCUUAAGGAAUGCUGAGGCUAAGAAAUAAAACUAAGGCUGCAGUCCCACACACUAACCUAUGUAUGGAAUCCUCUGCAAAGCAGAGGGACUGAAUAAAUAUGCUCAAAGCAAGACUGUGCUACACUUAGAACAAUACCACCUGCCUUUCCCACUUUGGCAUAUACUGAACCUGAAAGUGCAGGAAGGCAAACUGCAAUUUUAUUCCAGAGACUACAUAUCAGAAACGUGUGUUGCCAACCCAUUUUUGCUUUGCAAAAUGACAAACUGUGAGGAGGCUGGCAUAGCUUGUGAUCUGGGGAAGCAAGCUGCACACUUGUGAUUUAAUCAAACACAUUUUAUUGCUUGCCUUGGUCUACAAAAUAGGAUUAGUCAAGCACUUAUAAAAAACAAUUUAUGGCCUGCUUUAGAGAAGUUUCAGGCAUGAAUUGGGAAUGGACAAAAAACAGUUCUGGAAAAGCAACCAUAGGAACCAGUGCAGUAUAGCAAUUAGAAUACUGGAUGUGAGUCUCAAGAAAUCCAGGUUCUAGUUCCAUGAGGCUGGACCAGCCAUUGAUUCUCAGCCUAAGCUACCAUGCAGGCUUGUUAUGUGGAGGGUAGGUGGGCCAUGUAAACCAACUUGGAUAUCAUUUCUGGAGCUAUCAUUUUUUCCAGCCUCAGUGGGGCAUUAUCCGUUCACCCUGACCUUCCUUCAAAUAUGAGAUAGAUGGACUCCAUAAAGGAAGCCACAGCCUUGAAUUUACAACAGCUGAGUAGGGCUUUCAUGGAUAGGAAGGGUUUCGCUGACAGGGUUGCCAUAAGCCAGAGACAACAGCACAUAAGUUCCUCUUCUAAAAGGAGUCAGUGUUUUGCUCUCAUCUGUGCCCAGCAGGACUAGUUCACACAUGCACAUACACCAUUAAGAUUUCCACACAAGCUAUGAACAUGAGUGUGAACACUCAUUGACAGAAUCUGCACAGAGCAAGAUUUGAUGGAUAUCUAUUUAGCUCCUGUCCAGAGUGGGUCGUAAGGUACACCUGACCUGGAUCUCUGGGAAAGUUUCAGAAGCUUGGCAAGGGUUUCUGAUUCUUGAGUUGUUUAACCCAACUGAUAAGACUUUCUUUGCCUAAAUUUGGCUGCUGAAAUGAAGAGAGCAUGAGUGGGCCUUUGUGUGAAAGAGCUGUAACCAGUCAAGUUCUAGGCUCAAAAGUUGUUCAGAUAAUGUUUUCAUUUUAACAAUUCAGCCUUAUGUGUAUCUGCUCAGAUAAAAGCUCCAUUGAGUUCAGUGGGCCUUACUCCCAAGUAAAGGAGUGUAUGUCUUUUGCACUGGGCUCUAGUUGGUGGAACUUGUGACUCUCAUAGCAAGCAGAAAAAGGAAAAAGGAAAGCUUGAAGUCUGUACUCACCUUCUCUAUCCCAUUAGUGGAGCGACUGACCCUCAGGAGCUCAGUCUCUGCUCUGUAGCAUCAACUGGGAUCCAGUUUCCCUCUUGCUUUCUCCACACUCCCCCUGGUGCAUGCUGGGGAUGGCAAGCCAGGGAGAGGCGUCAUUGGAGAUAAUUUGCUGCUUGUAAUUGUUUCACCUGGUUGAGAUGGCAGCAUCUGAGCCACACGAUCUCUUUGUGGGGGAGAUGGGAGCUAAAGAGCCUCCAAACCUCCAUUUGCCUGGACCCCGGCUGGGACAAAGAGGCUGCAUGACAUGGCAUCAGGACACAGCAGGCAACUGGAUACAGAGGCGGCGGCUGGAAGUGGCAGGUGAGAGGGACCUGCAUAGGUUGGUGGUGUUGAUGCUGAUGAAAAGGGAUGGAGCAGAGCUGAUGGGGUGAGCAGAUGCUAAAAGCUACCAACUUAAGCAAAUCAAUGGCUAUUUUAGGUUGGAGCAUUCAAUCAUUUUUAAUGAGCACUGAAAUCGCUUCAGGAUAGUUUUAAGAAAAACUUCCUUUCCUGUGGCAUUGUGUUCAUACAUGUAUUUCCCCCCACACAUUUAGCUAAACAGGUUUCUUCAAAAACCUAUUUAGCAGAAGUGAAAAUGAAAUUAAUGUGCACAUCCUUUUUCAAACUACCUUUAACUCUCCUGGGGUGGGGGGCAGGGGGAGAAGCCACCAUCAUCUGUCUCUAGCCUUAGUAGUGGGAAGCCAACUUCAAGUGAGAGCUGAAGACACUUACAAAAGAGAGUGAGAGAGAUUAUUGUGUUCCUGAUGUCCUGCUGAAAUAGAAAAGGAAAAAAAUAAGAUGGGGCUUUCUCUCCUAACAAUCAGCAGAGUUCUGCUUAAGAAAUGGAAAACUAAUCACAUGGCACUAUUUCAAAAGGACACCACUACAGCAAUAUUGAGGCUUUUCUUACAUGUAUAUAUUAAUGUAAUGUAUCAGACAGACCAGCCAGAGGAAUGAGAGGCUACCCUGAAACCCACCCACUCUAUUUCAUCUCCCACCCACAAACACUCACCCCCAUUUCCUCUCCCUCAUUAGGAUUUCACAUGAGCUCUGGCUUUGGGCCAAGGCUCAGAUCCUGGCUUUGCAUCCCCCACCCCACGGCAAGGGACUCAAAACCUAUGGUGAGUGCCUAUUGAGGGCUCUGUGUGACACUUUCCAAAAAGCACUAGAAAUGAACCUCCCACUGCCACAGCCUUGGUGGGUUUCAUCACUUUCUUCCCUCUUCCUUCCAGCUGCAGCAUGCUCAGAAACCACUCGGUCUUGGCAUGCUAUCUCUUCACGGGCCACAAAUCCCAGCAAAGUGUCUCAGAACCAGGAACAGCUGCAUCGAGAGUUACUGUUCACACAUCGCAAAGGCCUGAACCUUCGUUCCAAGCCAGAGCUGCUGCAGGUUCUAGAGAAUCGGAACCGGCGCCGAGAUGGGAUGGAAAGUGACUUGGAACAAUCACCCCUGGAGCAGGAGCUUCUGCGUUGGCAGCAGAGACGAAAGCAGCAGCAUCAGCAGGAAGCCACAAGCAAUGCUGUUGGGAACCAGCCAGAGUUCAUUCGGAUCUAUCCUGUGCUAUCAAAGUGGAAUACAGCAAUUCCUGUUCCCUCUGCAGUGCUCUAUAUAUCUCCUAUAACUGUUGCAGAGGCCCAGAAAAUCUUCUGGAGCAGACUUUGAGGCUGCACGGAGGGCUACAGGAGGGAGGAGACAGGGAGAAAAUCCUGUUUUGCUAGUGGACAACCACUAGCAUGACACUGAAUUCAACCAAAUACGUAUAUGAAAUAUGAACCAGCAGAGAGCUCUGGCUAUUGGACAGCAUAGAAGUGAAAUGAAUAAAGUACACUCCUGCCAAUUUAGGACAAUAUCUAAUGCAUCUGAUAAAAAUGACUCUAGGCAGUGAAAGCUUAUACCAUAAUAAAUGCCACAAAAUUCA